Ceratina calcarata is the source of this 2371-nucleotide messenger RNA. RefSeq names its product flavin-containing monooxygenase FMO GS-OX3. The coding region runs from base 532 to 1833 and encodes 433 amino acids. The transcript has 7 exons. The record is from RefSeq and is a predicted model, not a curated record. Gene Ontology annotation, molecular function: flavin adenine dinucleotide binding; NADP binding; N,N-dimethylaniline monooxygenase activity. NCBI's taxonomy places the organism in Eukaryota, Metazoa, Arthropoda, Insecta, Hymenoptera, Apidae.
CCGAAACCUGGCGUGUGACAAAUAGCAAGCGCACUUCUAUAUAGAAAGAAAUCUUCGCCGCAUUUACGUAAGCCGCGAUGAUCGGAGGGGAAGCUGGUCAUCGGCUACGUUGCAACCAGGCAGCGGCUUGCUUUCGGGUGGACAGUCUUAAUUCAGCUUCUGCACGAGCCGCUUCAGGAUUAGUAUUUUUCUUGUUCCUCCUUUAGUGCGCGAUAGUGUUACCAGUGAAGCCUCUCGUUUUUCCUAAUAUUUUCUAUUUCUUUUUGGCUUCAUCCUACUUUAUCUUCGCGCGAGCGUCAGGCCGAAGCGGCACUUGACUAUUAUUUUCUUUUUGUCUAAAGCUACAGACGAGGAAAGGGUAUUAUAUGAAAAGUAUUAGGCUAAAGUACUUAACGUGACAUAUUCUACGAGAUUUUAUAUUCUUUACUGUAUUUGCGAUUAAAACUCGCUAUCCGUGUUGAAGAAUUGGAAACUGACCAAUAUAUUGUUACACGGCUCUACGCAAACCUAAGGUGUUUCCUGUUGAACAAUAUGCCAAGCAGCAAAACCAGAAUUGCCAUAAUUGGUGGCGGUGUAGCUGGAUUGGUGGUAGCUCGCCAUGCUACAACCAAAUUGGACAGGUACAGUCUUACGUUGUUCGAGCAAACCGAUCAAGUCGGUGGUACCUGGGUCUAUACCGACGAAACGGACGUCGACUCCCAUGGAUUACCGAUCCACAGUAGCAUGUAUAAGAAUUUAAGAACGAAUCUCCCUCAGGAAAUCAUGCAGAUACCUGAUUUCCCAUUGAAAGAAAACGAGGGACCGUCGUUCGUUCAUCAUACCGUAAUUCGACAGUAUUUGCGAGAUUACGCGAAGCAUUUUAAUUUAUAUCCUCACAUAAAGUUAAAUACUUUAGUAAAACACGUGGAGCCGGAGACUCUGCGCAACGGCCAGACGAUCUGGAUGGUUACGUAUGAGGACUUGGAAGGCAAGGUGGAGACGACUAAAACGUUCGACGCAGUCGUCGUGUGUAACGGGCAUUACACCGUCGGACAUGUUCCGCACAUUCCAGGUAUCGAAAGUUUUCCCGGCGGAUCCAUACACAGCCAUCAGUACAGGGUGCCGGAAGUGUACGCGAAAAAGAAAGUUUGCAUCCUCGGUGCGUCUUGGUCUGGUAUCGAUAUCGCGCUGGAGGUUUCUGAAUAUGCCGAAAAGAUAUACUUAAGUCAUAAUCUACCGAAGCCGGUCGAUUCUGUGAUGGCGAAGAACGUGGAACAAAGGCCAGGAAUUCAAUCGGUUCAGGGGAACGUGUUCAUCUUCAACGAUGGUUCCAUGGCCGAAGUAGACAGCUUCAUAUAUUGCACCGGCUAUGAAUUCACGUAUCCCUUUAUGUCAACUAAAGUUGAGAUGCGUACCGAGAACAACCAAGUCGAGCCGUUUUACAAGCACUUGAUUCACAUCGAUUAUCCGAGCUUAUUCGUGAUGGGACUACCGGCCAUAGUAAUCCCAUUUCCAAUGUUCCAUAUACAGGCACAGUACAUCCUAGCUAUUCUCGAAGGUUUCAUCAAGCUACCCUCUGCCAAGCAAAUGCGCGAAGCGAGUGAGGCAGAAAAGAGAGAUUUACUCAACCAAGGAAUUCCGCUAAGGCAUAUCACCAAGCUGAAAGAACGCCAGUGGGCGUAUUACGACGAAAUGGCUAAAGCAGCGAACGUACGUGGCUUUCCACCAGUGAUCAAGAAAAUCUACGAUCACUCGAAUGCAAUGCGUGAACUCGACUUUACUACUUAUAAGAAUUACCAAUAUCGUAUAAUCGACGAUGAGAAUUUUGUAGCUUGUUACUGUAAACCUUGUUAGGGUUUAAAAGCGAGGUUUAAAGGGAAAUAUCUCUAGAAAUAUUUUACGGUCUGCGUAACUGUUCAGAUUUUCAUUCUGUACCGUGGGACUGCCCGCACUUCUUAUUUUAUUGAACAUAUAAGAAUAUCUUGUGCUUUUUAUAUUCGCUGGGAUUGAAACGUUAGACGUAUCUCGCUGCGAUGGACGAGUUCGAGAUACGCAACCGAGCAUUAAAUGCUUCUUUCAGCGUUUAUAACGCGAAAUUAUAGCGAAUAUAACGAAUCGGUGGCGCGUUAAUGGGAUUUACGUAAUCGCGGAGCAACCAAACUUCGCGGAUGUCCGCGCGUUGUAUAACGCUUCCGUAUCGCUUGGAGGAUGCAACCCAAGCGAUCAGUGAAGUACUUAUAUGUAGGUGCACUUACUUUUAAUUGACUUAAUUAAAAGUUAAGAAUUCUGUACGACUUAUUAAAAAUAAAAAUGGUUAAAGGAAGUACCUCAACAGCGUGUCUAACGGGUUAGAAUUAUACUUAUGAUUUCAAUAUACAUACUACUAAAUAUC